UGUCAAACAAAAACGAAUAAACUAUAUACAUAAAUCGUGAAUUUUGAGCUUGGCUCAUGUUUAUUUUAGCGCACGUUCGCGCAAAAAAAAUUAGCCUAAUGUAAACUGUAAGAUUUCAGUUUCGUUGUGGAAUACACGAUGACGUGAGUACGUGAUUACGCGAGUGAUUUAUCGUUUGAGUGAAAAUGGGGUGGCUCAGUUGUUGCGAAUGCAAAUCGAAGGAGGAAAAAGUGACCGAGUUGGAUUUUUCGCGAUGCGGUAUCGCGGAGGUGCCCAACGAGGUCUACGCCAACUCUCCAACCCUGGAGGUGUUGCACCUCGAAGGAAAUAAGUUAAAAGAUUUGUCGCCGCAGCUAUUUCAGUGUAUAGAUUUAAGGUACUUAAAUGUUAGUGACAAUGAGAUACGGGCCAUACCACCUCUCAUCUCCAAACUGGCCAAUUUACAAGUAUUAAUAUUUAGCAAGAAUGUUUUGGAAGGAGUACAUCCAAAUUUAGACAAGUUAAGCAAACUAACAAUGUUAGAUCUCAGUAUGAAUGACUUGGGCAAGGUUCCUGAAGCCAUUAUGAGCCUUAUAAACUUACAACAGCUGUGUCUUAAUGAUACAGGAAUUGAUUUUGUCCCAGCCAAUAUUGGAAGAUUGUCUAACUUAAGGGUACUGGAGCUUAGGGACAAUAAUCUAUGCGAACUGCCAAAGUCCAUAAGGCGUCUAACCAACCUCCAAAGAUUGGAUGUUAGUGAUAAUAACCUAACUAAUUUGACUGAAGUGUGUGAAUCACAUGGAAAUUUGACAGAGUUGUGGAUAAAUGGUAACAAUAUAUCCCAGUUAUCCGUGUCUAUAACGCAUUUGAAGAAGAUAAAUGAUUUUGAUGCUUCAUACAAUAAUUUAGAAUCGAUACCAAAAGAAAUAGGGCAUUGGACGAAAAUAACGAAUUUAAUAUUAAGCUUUAAUAAUCUUUUAACAUUACCCAAGGCAGUGGGUAACCUGAGGAACCUGCAAGUAUUAAAGUUGGAGUCGAAUUUUUUAGAAGAAUUGCCUAGUACAAUAAGCAAGUUGUUGAACUUGGAAGAACUGAAUUUACAAAAUAACUCUCUAAUUAAGAUUCCUACGGGUAUAGGGCAUUUAAGGAAGCUAGCCACGCUAAUUUUAUCGGACAAUAAACUGAAGAAUCUACCGGCCGAAAUCGGCAGCUGCACAGCUUUAACGAUUCUCAAUGUGCACAACAACCAAUUGAAACGUCUUCCGGACGAGGUAGGUCACUUACAGAGUCUGACAACACUAGGUCUAAUAGGAAAUCAUCUUACAUACCUACCCAUAACCAUAUCAAAACUAUCGAACCUCAAGGCCUUAUGGCUUACCCCCAAUCAAACGCAACCCCUGAUUCAUCUGCAAAACGAACAGCUAAUCGACGGCCAGGUAGUUCUCACCUCAGUAGUAUUUCCGCAAGCCCCAUGCAAAGACGCCAUCACCCAAGCCACCUCCAACGUGCAAAUGCCCAUAGCAAAUCAUUCAUGCCACAUAAGCUUUAACACGACCCCGGAACGCCACGAGACCGAGGUGACCGGGGCCAAUAUAUCAUUAAGCCGCACCCCGACGCCGCAUCAUAAAGAGUUGAAGAGACUGCGUGAAAUACUGCGCAACACCAAUGUUCCAGAAAGCCAAAUGGCCAACGUAUCGCAGAUCAAGGAGGCCAAAGUGACGCACAUCGCUGGCGAUAUCGACGUGUCGCAGCUGAGUCUGAACGGCGGGAACGGCAGCGAUCGGGACUCGACCAAGACUCCGCCCAAGCAGCCUCCGCCCUAUCACAUCGCCGCAGCGUACUCCAAGAACGCGCACCUGUUUGCGCAGCACAAUCCGCCUAGUCCGCACGAUCAACCGAAGCAGUUCAGCCAGCAGCAGCCGUCCAACAUCCACAUGCCCACCCCCAAAUUGCCCAAUAAUCACGUACCGACGCUACAAAUUGCGGAUAACACCUCGAGGUAUACCAACAGUCCCGAGGACGGGGUGCAAAUAUCCGCCAAUCAUAAGCACGUCAAGUGGCCGUUCGGCACACACAAAGUCUGUCAGGUUUUGGAAGUGGAAUUGCCGGAUGAUAGGACCAACUUCGAUUUUCAUAUUGCCACCAAAAAUGAUGGUAUAUACAUAGAGGAUGUUCAUAGUCAAGGGGCUGCCUACCAAAAAUUGAUUGAAGGUGAUAAAAUAUUGGCCUUUGAUGAUAUGGAUUAUUCUGUAUUGGAUCCAAUAUCAGCAUAUCAGGAUGCUUGUCGCAAACUAAACACUGUUAAACAUGUUACUGUUUCUAGAAAGUAAGCCACUUAAAUGAAUAGUAUUAUCUAAUUUUUGAAAAAGUGAUGAUUGGUAAAAAAUCGAUAUUUUUGUUAGAUUUAUAUAAAUAUUUAAGGAAAUCAAUGUGUCAUAUGAU
This is a messenger RNA of Brassicogethes aeneus, 2421 nucleotides long. The record is from the annotation of a GenBank genome assembly. Lineage: Eukaryota; Metazoa; Arthropoda; Insecta; Coleoptera; Nitidulidae.